CUUGGUCCAUGAGGCCCCGCCCCACACGCCUGCAUCCGCACCUCUGUCAGCCGCGCAGAUUGGCGUGCCGCGAUGUUGCUUUCUGUAAUGAGGACGCUGAUGGAAUUACGGUCAAACUAACGAGGGAAUAAAACAUGUCCGAAGUACGAAAAUUCACGAAGAGGUUAAGCAAACCUGGGACGGCAGCAGAGCUCAGACAAAGUGUGUCCGAGGCGGUGAGGACGUCCAUUGCUGUGGAGCAGCCGAAGAUCAUUGAGCCUCUGGACUAUGAGAAUGUGGUGUUUCAGAGGAAAGCUCAAAUCCACAGUGACCCACAGAGAGACCUGCUGCUGUGGCCAGCUGAUGACGUAUCAGAGGCACACAUUGAUCGUCACAGGAGAACCAUCAAUCCUUCAGUUCCUCAAAAUGCUGAGAACGAAGCUAAAAGCCUGUUCGCCAAAGAGUGUAUUAAGAUGUACAACACCAACUGGCAUGUCAUCAACUAUAAUUACGAAGCCUAUUCGGGAGAUUUCCGGAUGCUGCCCUGUAAAGGGAUGAAGACGGAAAAGCUUCCCAGCCAAGUGUUUGAGGUGGAUGAGGGGGAGGAGGAUUCGUCAUCUCUCUGCUCUCAGAGAGGAGGUGUGAUGAAGCAGGGCUGGCUGCAGAAGGCCAACAUCAACAGUUCUUUGUCUGUUUCCAUGAAGGUGUUCAAGAGGAGAUAUUUCUACCUGUCUCAGCUCCCUGAUGGCUCCUACAUACUAAAUUCAUACAAAGAUGAGAAGAACUACAAAGAAUCAAAAGGCUCAAUCUAUCUGGAUUCCUGUAUAGAUGUAGUUCCGUGCCCUAAAAUGCGGCGCAAUGGCUUCGAGCUGAAGAUGCAGGAGCGCUACAGUCACUAUCUGGCGGCCGACAGCGAGGCUGAGAUGGAGGACUGGGUGAACACGAUAAAACAGGCCUUACUCAGCACAAUGGAGGACCGGAGGAAUGGCUCAGAAACGUCUGAAGGGUCUCUGGAUGACGACAGCAGUAGUCAGGGGAAACCAGAGAGCAUCACCGAGAGCUUCGGCCGGAGUCUUCAUCCUGAGCUGAUGAAGUAUGCUAGAGAAACUGACCAGCUGAGUAAAAUGAGCAGGAAUGAGGGCCGACAGAAGAUCUUCUCCCUCGAUCCUGAGGUGCAGAGAUUGGAUUUCUCAGGCAUCGAGCCUGACGUGAAGCCAUUUGAAGAACGAUUUGGCCGAAGAAUCAUGGUCAGUUGUCACAACUUGACCUUUAAUCUGCAAGGAUGCGUCAGUGAGAAGAAUGACGGUGUCUUGACCAAUGUGGAGCCGUUCUUCAUCAGCCUGGCGUUGUUCGAUCUGUCCAAAGGCUGUAAGAUCUCGGCAGACUUUCACGUUGACCUCAACCCUCCCUGCGUGAGGGAAAUGAUUCAGACGGGCUCUGCUGGAACGCCGACAGAAGCAGGAGAAGAUGAAAACGACCCAGUCAAGAUGAACGGACAUGGCCUGCCGCUUCUCCAGAGAGUCGCAGAGUCUCUUUUACACUUCCCCACUCAGGGUAUUUUCUCCGUCACAAACCCUCACGCUGACAUCUUCCUGUUGGCCCGAGUGGAGAAGGUUUUGCAGAACGGCAUCACUCAUUGCGCUGAUCCCUACAUCAAGCCCUCCGACAUCAGCAAGACGGUACAGAAAGUGUUGAAGACUGCCAAGCAGACAUGCCAACGGCUGGGCCAAUACCGGAUGCCUUUCGCUUGGGCUGCCAAGCAGGUGUUUAAAGAUUCCCAAGGCACUUUAGACACGGAUGGCAAAUUUUCUCCACUCUACCGUCAAGACAGUAGCAAGAUAUCAACAGAAGACCUCAUCAAACUGUUGACAGAUCUCAAGAAACCAGAGAAGAACAAACUGCAGAUAAUCCCUGGACAAAUUAACAUCACUGUUGAAUGUGUACCUCCAGACUUGUCAAACUCUGUCACAUCGUCUUACAUUCCCGUAAAGCCAUUUGCGGAUCAGUGUGACAGCGUGUCGGUGGAAGUGGAGGAAUUUGUCCCGGAAGAGGCUCGAUUCAACCACCCGUUCACCAUCUACAACAACCACCUCUACAUCUAUCCUCAGCAGCUCAAAUAUGACAGUCAGAAGGCCUUCGACAAAGCUCGAAACAUUGCAGUGUGUGUUCAAUUCAAGGAUUCUGAUGAGGAGGGAUCAAGCCCACUAAAGUGCAUCUACGGCAAGCCAGGGGAUCCACUAUUCACCACCAGUGCUUUUGCUGCAGUUUUGCAUCACAAUCAAUCUCCAGAGUUUUAUGACGAGAUAAAAAUUGAGCUUCCUGUGCAUAUCCAUGAGAAGCACCAUAUUCUCUUUACUUUUUACCAUAUCAGUUGUGACCUUGGCACCAAAACCACCAGUAAGAAGAGAGAAGGAGUGGAGACACUGGUGGGUUACUCCUGGACUCCAUUAUUAAAGGAUGGCAGAAUAAAGUCCUCGGAUCUGCAGCUCCCUGUUUCUGCCAAUCUGCUCGCUGGUUACUUGUGUGACAAAAGCCAAGACAUAAAAAAGGUUUUUCCAUACAUCAAAUGGGUGGAUAACGCCAAACCUUUAUUUAAAGUGCGGGCGUAUGUAGCAUCAACAAUUUACACUCAGGAUUUGCACCUUCACAAUUUCUUCCAGCACUGUCAGCUGAUGAGAUCAACAUCACAGGGCAAUCCUGCUGAACUCAUCAAAUAUCUAAAGUGCCUGCAUGCGGUUGAGACUCAGGUUGUCAUCAAGUUUCUUCCUACGGUUCUCGUUCAACUCUUUGAAGUCCUUAGUAUGGCAAGCAAAGAGGGUCAAGAUGUUGCCGUCAACUCCACACGUGUAAUCAUUCACAUUGUGUCUCAGUGUCAUGAAGAGGGUCUGGAGCAUUACCUGCGCUCUUUUUUGAAGUAUGUGUUUCGUAUCAACAACGCAACUUCCGAAAACUCUGUGACAACACAUGAAGUUUUGGCUACGGCUGUGACUGUCAUCCUCAAACAAACCGCUGAUAUCAACACCUGCAACAAACUUCUCAAGUAUUCCUGGUUCUUCUUUGAGACCAUGGCCAGGUCAAUGGCUCAAUACCUCAUGGAUGGCAACAGAAUGAAAAUGCCACGAGCACAGAGGUUUCCAGAGUCUUUCCAGCAGGCCCUGCAGUGUCUGCUGUUGUCCAUAAUGCCACACAUCACUAUCCGCUAUGUGGAGAUUCCAGAGGAGGCUCGCUGUGUCAACUUCAGCCUGGCCUGCUUCAUUAAGCGCUGCCUGACGUUUAUGAAUCGAGGAUUUGCUUUCAGCUUGAUAAAUGACUACAUGUGUGGCUUCAGCCUGAAAGAUCCAAAGGUGCUUACGGAGAUGAAGUUCGACUUCCUCAUGACGGUCUGCAACCAUGAGCACUACAUUCCUCUGAAUCUGCCCAUGGCGUUCGGCCGGACCAAACUGCAGCGGGUCCAGGAUUUUAUUUCGUAUGCGGCGGAGUGUUUCGGUGUCGUAGAUCAGAGUCUGGAGUACAGCUUGACUGAAGAUUACUGCAAGAAUCAUUUUCUGGUGGGUUUGCUUCUGCGCGAGGUGGCUGAUGGACUUCAGGCCUGCCCAGAGAUUAGACAGCUGGCUGUGGCUGUGCUUAAAAAUCUCAUGAUCAAACACGCCAUGGAUGACCGGUACAAUGCCUUUAAGAACCAACAGGCCCGCAUCUGCCUGCUGUACCUGCCUCUGUUUGAGCUGCUCUACCAGAACCUGAGUCAGAUGAACAGCCCCAGACAGAUGUGCAGGAAUGGCCUCGGCCUGAUGUACCGUGAUGAUUUGUCAGUGGACAGUCGGAGAAGCAGCACCAUUGUUGAUAAGGAACCUUCCGGUUCUGUCACCCAGAAUGGACUCAGUAGGAGAGGAGAGUCCAGAGGCUCCAUGUAUGGAGAUCCGGGAACUCCAGACAUCAAUGAGUUGCACAGGCGUGGUUCCACUAUGAGCACUGUACCUGCUGCUGGACGUUUGGGCCAAUAUGAAAUCAGAGGGCUGCUGCUGUGUUACCUGCACAUCGUAAGAACUUUGUCAGAUGACACUCUCACUGCUUAUUGGUCGAAAGUCAAUCCACAGGACAUCAUGAACUUCCUCAGUCUUCUCGAGAUCUGCAUAAUCCAGUUCCGCUAUGUGGGCAGGCGAAACAUCAGCCGAAGCCAGGAGCCGUGGGUGUCAAAACUCUUCUCCCCUGAGAGAAAAUCUCAGACCAUGCCGGUUCUGCGAGGACGAGCCAGCUUAAUGCAGGCCAAGCUGCAGCAGUUCAGCACUAUGGACACCUCAUUGACUCUGAACAUGGCUGGAGGUCCCACAGAAGCAGAGAUCAAUCAUCAGUCUUUGCUGGAGGGCAAUACGUCGACGGAGGUCUGUCUGACAGUGCUGGACGUCCUCUCUCUUUUCACUCAGAGCUUCAAGAAUCAGCUGCUGGACAGUGAUGGUCACAACGCUCUGAUGACGAAGAUCUUUGACACAUACCUCACUUUACUGAAAGUCGGACAAUCAGAAACCGCAAUCAAACACAUCUUUGCCUCUCUGCGAGCUUUUAUCGUCAAGUUCCAGGUUCCCCUUUUUAAAGGCCGUGUAGUGCUAUGCGGCUCGCUGUGUUAUGAGGUCUUGAAGUGCUGUAUGUCAAAACUAAGUGUCCUGCGAGGGGAGGCGUCUGCCCUUCUUUACCUGCUCAUGAGACACAAUUUUGACUACACAAAGAGGAAGAGCUUUCUGCGUGUGCAUUUACAGAUUAUCAUCGCAGUGAGUCAGCUUAUCGCUGAUGUGGCGCUAACCGGCAGCUCGCGUUUCCAGGAGUCACUCUCCAUCAUCAACAACUUCGCCAACAGUGAUAAAAUUAUGAAGACCACAACAUUUCCAUCAGAAGUGAAGGGCCUGACCAUGCGGAUACGUACAGUGCUGAUGGCCACAGCUCAGAUGCGCGAGCAUGAAAAAGACCCAGAAAUGCUGCUCGACCUGCAGUACAGUCUCGCCCGAUCCUAUGCCAGCACUCCAGAGCUCAGACGGACCUGGCUUGACAGCAUGGCACGAGCGCACAGCAAGAACGGGGACUUUUCUGAGGCUGCCAUGUGUAAUGUUCAUGUUGCCGCUUUAAUGGCAGAGUAUUUGCACAGGAAAAAGCUAUUCCCCAGUGGACUGGCAGCUUUUAAGAGAACCACUCAGAACAUUGAUGAGGAAGGAGCCAUGAAAGAAGACAUCGGCAUGCAAGAUGUGUACUACACUGAGGACGUCCUGGUGGAGCAAUUGGAGGUGUGUGUGGAGAGUCUGUGGAAAGCUGAGAGGUUUGAGCUCAUAACACACAUCGCCAGACUCAUCAUUCCGGUUUAUGAAAAGCGACACGAGUUUGAGAAACUGAGGCGAUUGUACGACACACUGCAGCGAGCUUAUGCAAAGAUAUUGGAGGUGAUGCAGUCGGGUCGACGGCUGCUCGGAACGUAUUUUAGAGUCGCCUUUUUCGGACAGGGCUUUUUUGAAGAAGAGGAUGGAAAGGAGUACAUCUACAAAGAGCCAAAACUCACAACUCUGCCUGAAAUUUCCCAUCGUCUCUUAAAGCUCUAUGGAGAAAAGUUUGGCUCAGAGAACGUCAAAAUCAUCCAAGACUCCAACAAAGUUAACCAGAAAGAUCUGGACUCGAAGUUUGCGUAUAUUCAGGUCACGUAUGUCAAGCCGUUCUUCGAUGAGAAGGAAAUGGCUGAGAGGAAGACGGACUUCGAGAAGUGCCACAACAUUCAGCGUUUCGUCUUCGAGACUCCAUUUACGCUCACAGGGAAGAAACAAGGAGGAGUUGAAGAACAGUGCAAGCGGAGGACUGUACUUACCACCGCCAACACAUUUCCCUAUGUAAAGAAGCGCAUCGAGGUGGUGGGAGAGAAGCACACAGAGCUGAAACCCAUCGAUGUGGCCAUAGACGAGAUGAAGGAGAAAAGUUCUGAACUCGCUAAACUCUGCUCUAAUCAGGAGGUCAACAUGAUCACACUUCAGCUCAAACUGCAGGGCUGUGUUAGUGUUCAGGUGAACGCAGGACCGAUGGCCUAUGCUCGAGCUUUCCUAGAUGAGUCCAAAUCAGGUCAAUCCAACAAGAAAGUCAAGGAUCUCAAGGAAAUAUUCAGGCAGUUUGUCAAUGCUUGCAGUAUGGCUCUGGACAUCAAUGAGAGGCUCAUUAAAGAGGAUCAGUAUGAAUACCAUGAAGGACUGAAGGCGAACUUUAAAAGCAUGGUGAAAGAGCUUUCUGAGAUCAUCCACGAGCAGAUUGAGUUCUAGAUCUUCCAAGAGGAUAUGAUGCGUUCUCUGCUCCAGAACUCUCUCCAUGUGUUCAGAGCCAUCAGUGGAACCUCCACCGACCUCAGCUAAAUCCUGAUGCUGCUUCCAGAUCCUCCAGUUCUGCUCUCGACUGAAUGUACAAAUCCAGAUGCUAGGCCUUCAGCUCGUGAAUGAUUGUCAGCGUUCUCCACCGUGCCAUGUCGUGUACUGCUAGUUUGUGUAUAUACUGCUUUUAUCAUUUGUUUUAAUGUCAAAAUGGACUAUUUUAAUGCACAUUCCAGGUCUUAUUGUGUUUGUUUGUAGCAACCUUCCUUUUAGACUCAUGUCACCAAGUCGCCUUAUUUUCCAGCACUUGCCCUCGGUCCAUUAUGGAAGCCCAUUUAUCACACAAAAUCAUGCAUUGGAAAAUUGAAUUAAAUAUUAAAGUAAUUAAUAAAAACAUAGAGUCAGCUUUAAUGUAUUAUAAAUAUAUUGCGAGUUAAAAUUAAAGCUUGCCGCAUUCUGAGAUAAAUAAUUGAACAUACUGUACACUCUCAGAAAUAAAGGUACAAGAGCUGUCACUGGGGUGGUACCUUUUCAAAAGGUACACAUUUGUACUUAAAGGGUCCAUAUUGGUACCUCAAAAGCAUAUAUUUGUACCUAAACAUUUUAAAAGGAAUGCUUUUGCGCGUUUUAGUAAUAAUAUGUAUCCUUGAGGUAUUAAUAUGGACCCUUUAGAAGCAAAUGUGUAGUUUUUAAAAAGGGACCACCCCAGUGACAUCUCUCAUACCUUUAUUUCUGAGAGUGUAUAGUCAAAAAGGACAAAAUGUUGAUAAUAUGAGAUAUAAUUAUGACCAAAACAAGUUGACAUGAGAAACGAUGGCACAAUGCUUCAAGCUAGGAGAGAAACAUCUCUGAGUUGAAGACUUUUAAAAAGAAAUAUAUAAUGAGUUAUCUCAAUCUCAUCUCAUAAUUAUGAUAUAAUUUUACAUGUUCAUGCUAGGGUUAAUCAAUUCAGACACAAAGUAAAAGAAAUGUUUUAUGUUAAACGUUAAAGGUCAGGGUUAUCACAGUCAUAUUUGGAAAGAAAAGUUGAAAUUAGUGUAAUGAGUCCUAAUUAUGAGAUAAGAGUCAAACUAAUCAGUAACAAUUAUUUUGAAAUUGAAACUUUUUUGAACAUACUUUACAGUCAAAAAGGUCAAAAUGUUGAUAAUAUGAGUCAUACUUAGGACCAAAACAAGAGAGCAUGAGAAAUGAUGGCACACUACUUCAAUCUAGGAAGGAAAAGAGUCAGAGUUGAUACUUUAAAACAAAUUCUAAUGAGUUAUCUCUAUCUCAUCUCAUAAUUAUAACAUCAUUUUACGUUCAUGCUAUGGUUCAUCAAUUAGGACACAAAAGUAGAAAUUAUUUCAUAUAUUAAACGUUUAGGGUCAUAACAGUCAUAACUGGAAAAAAAAGUUGAAAUUAGCUUUCCAAGUCCUAAUUAUGAGAUAAGAGUCAAUAAUUAAUAACAAUUAUUUUGAAAUUGAAACUUGGUGCAUUCUGAGAUCAAUUGCUGAACAUACUGUAUAGACAAAAUGUUGAUAAUAUGAGUAAUAAUUAUGACCUAAACAUGAGAAGUGACUCACUACUUCAAGCUAGGAAGGAAACAUCUCAGAGUUGAGACUUUUAAGAAGAAAUAUGAGUUAUCUCAAUCUCAUCUCAUAAUUAUGACAUAAUUUUGCAUGUUUAUGCUACGGUUCAUCAAUUAGGACACAGCGUAGAACAUAUUGUAUAUAUUAAAUAUUAAUGAUCAGAGUUAUAACUGUCGUAACUAAAAGAAAGUCAUGUAUCGAGUCCUAAUUAUGAGAUAAGAGUCAAACAAAUCAGUAAUAAUUAUUUUAAAAGUUCAAUUUGUCCCUUUUUGUCAAUUAAGAUUUUAAUAUUUUUAAGUUUUCUGACAAUUAUGGCCUUCUAAAACCUAAUUAUGAGAUGAAAGUUGUCCAUUCAUAGUUUUCAUAGUUUCCAAUCAUAACUAUGACUUGAAGUUUCAAUAUUUAAACUUUUUACCAUAAUUAAGACUCGAGUAAUAAAAUCAUAAGCAAUGAUUUUCUCAUACAGUGAAAAUGGGCUUCCUUGGAUCAGUUAUCCAGCUAUUGACCGCUAUAUGACCGCUUUAUAUGAUUUAAUAAUUUAUCAGUGGAUAAAAUCAAGUCCAAUGUAAUUUUUUACAUAUUCUUGAAAGUCUGUCACAUUUACAGUAAGAAAAAUGGGUCAAUAAUGCCAUCAUAACUUGACUGUAAAUGAUACGUUGUAUUUUUUUUUUUUCAAUCCCAGCCAAACAAGCCAUUUAAAUAACACCACUGGGAAAAACACCUACUGGUGCAGUGAUGAUCAACCAAAGAUCAGGUGCACAGUUUAUGCUGCAUGCUUGCGUUUCCAUAUUAUAUCACUUCUUCUGAAAAUUCCAGGUGAUCUUGAAUCCUCAAUCCGUGACAUUGUAUUGAAUGAUGAUAUUCAGGAUUGUAAAAACGCCUGCAUUUUAGCAAAAUAUGUCUUCCGAAAAUCUUCAGUCUUAACACACAAACCAACUUCAAAAUUAAUCACAUCGCAAACUUUCAUGACAUGUUUGGAAGGUAAAUAUUUUUUUUUGUAUUGAUUUUUAUAGUAAUUUAAUAAAUUUUUAUGUAUUCAAAUCAAGCAAAUGAAGGUGCAAUUAAAAUUUGAGUUUUUUAUUAAUUAUUUUUGACUUUUUUACUGAUCAAAAUGAUUACAUUAGUGUCCUUGUUUACAUCACCUUUCAUUUAAAAAAUAUAUUUUGUUGCUUGUUGAAACUACUUAUUUAAAAUGAGCUGAAACAACACAAUUCUUGAGAUUUUGAUGGGCCAACUAACUUUUUUUUUAAAGUUCAACCCACUUAAAUUUGUAAAACUAAUAAGUUAACCUAAUUCCUUUAUGUUGUCCCAACACAAAUCGGUUGUGUGGAACCAGCAGUGUUUAUUUAUAUAUGUUUCCUGGUGCAAACUGCAUAAUAGUCUGAUAGAUGCAUCUUUUUUUAAGAAGGUCAGUGCUACUGCCAUCGAAACUAACUGUAAAACUAGCUGCUACUGUAUGUGGUCAAUCUGUCCCUCUUCCCUAUUUUCAGUACUACACAGUGGUUACCAGAUCAUUUCUCUCAUUAAAUUCAACUGAAACCAUCUGGAGUUAUUAUAUGCAAAGCUUUUUCAUUUGAAUGCAGUAGGCUGUAAUCACGGAUGUUAAAGAAUGUCUGAUUUCAUUGGCGGAAAUGCAGAAUGUACAGUAGCAGCAGAUAGAUUUUUGUGAUUCCCUUUGUUUUAUUGGCUGGUCGUCUGGUUUUCCAGGACAUCCAGGGUUAAUUUAUUGACGAAUGCUGUUAAUGCUUAUCUGCUGCACUGAAUAUGCAAAUUACAAACAGAGGAUGUGUAGAUUUAUAUAGGAAAGCUGUCCGUUUGUUGUAAAUGUACAUUAUGUAAGUAUGAGCGCAUGGAAAUGUAUACAGUAUUGAAAGAACAGUAUUUGCGAGCACUCGUAUUGCUCAGAUGUCUGGAUUUAUUAGUCUAGAAGCCAUCUGAUAAACAACGGACGGUUAAUUUGCUAGAAAGCGGAUGGUUUGAGACCAUUUCCCAAUAUUAGUUUCAACAUUUCCUUCAUGUUUUGUCAGCAUAUAUUGUGCGAUUGUUGAUUCUUUCUUUUUUUCUCUCGGUCUCAUCUGUAGUUCAUAAGAUAAAGGGUGUAUUUCUAAAGAAAAGGUCUUUUGGUGGUAUUUAUUCUUUUAAAAAUACAUUUUCCUAAGUCAACACAUUUGACAAAACCUGUGACCCUUCCAAAAAGCUUCUUCUGUUAAACGCAAAGGAAGAUACACUGAAGAAUGGUAGAAAAAAACUGCCUUUGACUUCCAUAGUAUUUGCUGUUCUUACUAUGGAUGUCAACGGCUGCUGGCUUCCAAUAUUCUUCAGAAAAUCUUGUUUGCAUGCCUUUUCAUUAAAGCACUUAUUGUUAUGGUGUA
Messenger RNA from Danio rerio (zebrafish), 10245 nucleotides. The record is from RefSeq and is a predicted model, not a curated record. Lineage: Eukaryota; Metazoa; Chordata; Actinopteri; Cypriniformes; Danionidae.